Molecule: messenger RNA, 2418 nt
Organism: Boleophthalmus pectinirostris (great blue-spotted mudskipper)
Lineage: Eukaryota; Metazoa; Chordata; Actinopteri; Gobiiformes; Gobiidae
Product: long-chain-fatty-acid--CoA ligase 1-like
Exons: 11
Coding region: 438-1373 (311 amino acids)
Biological process (GO): long-chain fatty-acyl-CoA biosynthetic process; very long-chain fatty acid metabolic process; long-chain fatty acid metabolic process
Cellular component (GO): membrane; endoplasmic reticulum
Molecular function (GO): arachidonate-CoA ligase activity
Source: RefSeq, a predicted model, not a curated record
CUUGAAACUGAUUGUAGAUGGUCCGAGUCUGUAUGUGGACACCUUUGUGUUCGUGAAUGAAUCACAUCAAGACGUGACUGUCCUGUCCUAUGUAAAAGAGUAAAUAUAGCCCCUAUUUGAGGCUCAUUCAUGACUCAACCAUCAGUGUCAUGUGUUAACCAAUCGCCAGUCGGCUCUCCACAUUCGGCAUGACAGUUACGCGAGGCCAUUUGUGAUAGGUUGAGGACGUUAGUUCUUAAAAAAUCAACCCGCUGUUGUUGUUUCUUCGAGGAUAUCGGUUUGAUCUUUUCUCCACGCCCCUGCACACAGAUUUCUGGCUCAGUUGAGGCAUCGCAGUGAACACCGCUGUACGGAUACAGGAAGCUGGGUUGAGAAUUAAACAAGACCUUCAUAUGAUAUAGACACGUAUCAAUUCAAUAUGAAGAAAAUUUGGGAUCAUGCAGGCUCAGGAAGUCCUGAGACAGCUGCGAAUUCCUGAGUUCGAUGACGUUCGGCAGUACAUGCGAGCUCUUCCUACGAAUGCGUUGAUGGGCGUUGGUGCUUUCGCUGCCAUAACGACUUACUGGUUUGCCACACGACCGAGAGCCCUGAUGCCGCCCUGCGAUCUCUCCCUGCAGUCCGUAGAGCUGCCCGGUGAAGAACGUGCCAGAAGGUCAACUCUAACCACUGAUAAUGAGUACCUGACUCACUACUACGAUGAUGCACACACCAUGUACGAGGUCUUUCAGAGAGGAAUGCGCGUCUCCAAUGAUGGGCCAUGUCUUGGAUCAAGAAAACCUAAUCAGCCCUAUGAAUGGCAGUCCUAUUCUGAGGUAGCUAUAAAAGCAGAGGGCAUUGGCUCUGCUCUUCUUUACAAAGGACACUCACAAACCGGAGAUAAAUUCAUUGGAAUCUUUUCUCAGAACAGACCAGAGUGGUCCAUUGCAGAAUUGGCCUGUUACUCUUAUUCCCUAGUGGCCGUACCGCUGUAUGACACUCUCGGUGCCGAGGCCAUCGGCUACAUUUUACAGCAAGCCACUAUUUCCACAGUGAUCUGUGAUGUAGCCGAUAAAGUCCGGUUGCUUCUGGACUAUGGCAGUUUGAAAGGGGGCACAGUGAAGACUGUGGUGCUCAUUGAGCCGUUUGAUGAUGAUUUGGUGAAACUGGGAGCAGAGGCUGGGAUUGACAUCCAGAGCUUCAAAGAUUUUGAGGCUUUAGGACAUACCAGUCACCAAACUCCACAGCCUCCCAAAUCAGAGGACCUGGCACUGAUCUGCUUCACAUCUGGAACCACAGGGAACCCAAAAGGUGCUAUGUUAACUCAUGGAAAUGUGAUCUCCAACACGGCAGCUUUUCUCAAAAUUACACAGGUAAAUAAACACAUGCAUCUGUGACGUCUGAAAAGGAGAAAUACGACAAAAAUGUAAUAAUGUAAUAUUUAUUGAUCUGCCCAAUGCCAUAAAUCUACAUUCUACUGUAGUUUUAUUUUUGGAGCAGAAUCGAGAGCACGUUCACCAACACGAAGGUCGGCGGUUUGAACCCUGCUCUGUCCAGUGCAUACUGAGUCUUUUGUGUCUUUGGGCAAGAUACUUUUGUCAAAUGUGAAUGUGGUGUGGUGGUGGUUGGGGUGCCAAUGGUGCAAAUUGGCAGCCUCUCUUCCACCAGUCUGCCCCAGGGCAGCUGUGGCUACAUUAAUAGAAUACCACGAUGGGUAAGGAGUGAAUGAAUGAUCACAGUGUGGCACGUGGAGAGGGUUGUAAACCUUGUGAAACACAAUACAUGUGUAAAGCAUUGUUUAAAUAAUACUUAAUUAUAAUGUUUAUUUCAAACCACUCAACUCCUUUAACAGGUAAUAAUUAUAUGUAAUAAUGACUUACUCUUGUAAUGUGCAGAUUUAAUUGCAAAAGCCUCGGGCUCUGGUCUACAGGACUGCAAAACGGCACAUUGUAACCUCAUUUAAAAGUGUUUGCACCUGAUUUUAGGCAGGUAAAACUGAGAGACUUAAUGGAAGAGGUUUGUAUUUGUACUUUUGUGAAACUUGAAUGCAUUCUCAGUCAGUUUGUUCUGGACUCAGACCUGCAAAACCCCUCAAAGCUCUACACUGUACUCAUUACUCAUUCACUCGAUACUGAGCGGUGGGAAGCUACUAUUGUUAGCACAGCUGCCUGGGACAGACUGACGCAAGUGAGGCUGCCAAGCUCCACACAUACACACAAAGACAGACACAAAGACACAGGCACACACACACACACACACACACACGCACACACACACACACACACACAGCAGGUGAAGUGCCUUGCACAGGGACAGAACUGAGUCUAAGCAGGAAUCAACCCUCUGACCUUCAUGUUGGGGGACCACUGCUCCAACCACUGAGCCACUGUUGCCCCAAGUGUUAACCCUGACUUCUCUCACUCCUGCUCUGUGCACUAUGAU